Molecule: messenger RNA, 1647 nt
Organism: Peniophora sp. CBMAI 1063
Lineage: Eukaryota; Fungi; Basidiomycota; Agaricomycetes; Russulales; Peniophoraceae
Source: the annotation of a GenBank genome assembly
AUGUUUGCCCAGUUCCUGCUGCUCGCAACGUCUCUGGCCGUCUCUUAUCCGGCCUCUCGCGCAUACACUGUUGUCGAUCCAUUCGCGGCGCCUUGUUUCCGAAAGGGCAACGGGACCGACCCGUCGGAUACAGGAGUAUGCGACGACGUUCAGUCCAAUUAUACAAAUCGCUUCUUUCGUUUGACGAACGCGGGAUCAUACAUGAAUACACAGUGGGAAACUUGCCAGAUGUCUGGAUCUCAGUGUCUACUGGACUGGACCAAUCCUUCCAAUGAGCUCGCAUUCGAAUAUCCGCGUACUUGCGGGCAAGGGAGCGUCCCACUCUUCACUGUUGAGGUCGAAACCGCGCAGGACGUCGUGACCGCUCUGCAUCAGGCCGAGGCUUUGGGGAUGCCGAUCGUUAUCAAGAACACGGGUCACGAUUACAAGGGCCGCAGCAGUGCGCCCAACUCCCUCUCGCUUUGGAUGCACAAACUCUCAAACAUAUCGUAUGAUGCAAACUUUGUACCGGAUGCAUGUGGUACUCCGGGUGUUUCCGCAAUAACGAUUGGUGCUGGCGUUCUCACGGGUGACUUGCUGGAAUUCGCGGAUGCAAAUGAUCUCACCGUAGUCGGCGGCAAUGACCCUACUGUUGGUGCAGCUGGCGGGUGGCUUCAAGGUGGCGGACACAGCUUUAUAUCCAAUGUCUAUGGUCUCGGAGUUGAUCGUGUUGUCCAAUAUCGUCUAGUCACCGCUGGUGGCCAGUACUUGACAGUCAACGCCUGUCAACAUCCGGAUCUCUUCUGGGCACUUCGUGGCGGUGGAGGCGGGACAUUUGGGGUUGUGACAGAGGCCACUGUUUUGGCAGACCCCAGAACCGCGGUUCAGGUUGCGCUGGUAUCAUUUAACGCAAAUAGUACGACGACCCGAGCGCUCUGGGAGCUUGUGCUGAAGAACCAGGUUUCGUGGAGUCAAUCCGGCUGGGGUGGACUAGUCAAUCAACAUCAGGCCCUGUAUGUGAAUCCUGUGUUGAACGCUAGUGCGGCGAAUGCAACCAUGCAGCCUCUGCUGGACUUUGCUGGCAAUCUGGGAGGCGCUGUGGUGAAGACCGUCUUCGCGGAAUUUCCCUCGUAUCUGGCGUUUUUUAACACCUUCAUCGCCCCUUCCCCUGCACCAGUGGGCGAGAAUGUAGCCCUGGCAUCCCGGCUCAUCCCUACAUCUCUUCUAGAGUCGCCCGACUCCCGUUCGACUCUUCUUGACGCAUUACUGGCAUCCGCUGCGAAUGUCUCUGACAUUCGCAUAUUCUCGACUACCCCAUUCGCGUUCAACGGUAGCCGCGAACUCACCAGCGUGACGCCUGCUUGGAGUGAUUCUAUCUUCCACGUUGUAUUGGAUCGAGUAUGGAACUUCAAUGCGACGGUGGACGUGAUAAAUGACCAGUACGAGGCGCUGACGGCCUCAGUUGGUGCGCUCAGGGACUUGACCCCCACCGCUUCAUACCAGAAUGAAGGGGAUGUUCAUGAGCCUGACCACGAGGUAGCCUUUUGGGGGGACAACAAUGCACGUCUUCUAUCCAUCAAAACGAGAUAUGACCCAGACGGUAUAUUUGACUGUUGGCAGUGCAUCGGUUUCAAACCCAAUUCUUCUCGUUUUUCGUGUUACCUCUAG